UUGAGCAGUGGAUCCCUUAUAAAACCACGCUAGCAAUAGUUUUCCCAGCACUGAUCACUUUCUCAUCACCAACAUGAAGCUGCUACUUGGUUUCGCUCUGUGCGUUGCUUUGCAAGCUGCCACUUUGACACGAGCCGGUCCAGGAGCUCGGAUUAUCGGAGGUAAUGACGCGAUAGUCGGCCAAUUUCCCUUUAUAGCAGCACUCAACAUUCAAACCGAAGACAGUACCUUCUUCUGUGGAGGAGCUUUGAUCAGUAACGAAUGGAUUUUGACGUCUGCCCAUUGCACCCAGGGCGCACACACCGUAACCAUUCGUUUGGGAUCUAACACGUUGAGCGGAAGCGACCCAAAUCGUGUCACUCUAGCCUCGUCACACGUCGUGGUACAUCCAGAUUUUGAUCCAGAAACAACUGCCAACGAUAUUGGUCUAAUUAAGCUUCGAUUGCCUGUGGAAUUUACAGAUUACAUCCAACCGAUCGGGUUGGCCAGUACUAAUUUACCCAAUUCUGCGAAUCCUACAGCACUUGGGUGGGGCCAGACUAGUGAUGAUGAUCCAGGAUUUUCUAAUCACCUUCAGUUCGUGGGCUUGGCUGUUGUAUCGAACAUAGAAUGUGCCCUUACUUUUGGUAACCAAAUUACAAAUAAUACUGUGUGUGUUGAUGGAAACUACAAUGAAGGUACAUGCUAUGGUGAUAGUGGUAGUCCUCUGGUUGUUCGUUUGAUAGGAGGUACACGAUUGCAACAUGUUGGUGUUUCGUCUUUCUUUAGUGGAAAUGGCUGUGAAAGUACCGAUCCUUCUGGGUACACAAGGACGUGGCCUUAUGUUAACUGGAUCAAAAAUCAAACAGGAAUACCAUAUAUCUUCACCAACAUGAAGCUGCUACUUGGUUUAGUUCUUUGCGUUGCUUUGGUCUGUGCUAGGCAAGCUCCCGCUUUGACACGAGCCGGCCCAGGAGUUCGAAUUAUAGGAGGCAACGACGCAGUAGUGGGCCAAUUUCCCUUUAUAGCAGCACUCAACAUUCAAACCGAAGACAGUACCUUUUUCUGCGGAGGAGCUUUGAUCAGUAACGAAUGGGUUUUGACGUCUGCUCAUUGCACCCAAGGAGCACACACCGUCACUAUUCGUCUGGGAUCUAACAAGUUAACUGGAAGCGACCCAAAUCGUGUUAUUCUAGCUUCGUCUCACGUCGUGGUACAUCCAGAUUUCGAUCCAGACACAAGCGCCAAUGAUGUUGGUCUUAUUAGGCUUCGAUUGCCUGUGGAGUUUACAGACUAUAUCCAACCGAUUAGGCUGGCUGGUAGUCAUUUACCGAACUCUGCGAGUCCUACAGCUCUUGGGUGGGGCCAGACUAGUGAUGAGGAUCCAGAAUUUGCAAAUGAUCUUCAGUUUGUAGCUCUGGCAGUUGUGUCUAACGAAGAAUGUGCUGUUACUUAUGGUAACCAGAUUACAAAUAAUACUCUAUGUGUUGAUGGAAACUACAAUGAAGGUACAUGCUAUGGCGACAGUGGUAGUCCUCUGGUUGUUCGUAUGGUAGGGGGUUCAGCUUUGCAGCAUGUUGGUAUUUCGUCGUUCUUUAGUGGAAACGGCUGUGAAAGUACCGAUCCUUCUGGUUAUACAAGGACGUGGCCUUAUGUUGACUGGAUCAGAAAUGAGACAGGAAUGUAAUUAUAACUGAAUAAGAUGUUACAUUAAAUUAUUUGUUGAAAAUCUGACAAUAAAAUUACUUUUUUAUUAUUA
Messenger RNA from Zophobas morio, 1738 nucleotides. Its product is annotated as putative serine protease 29. NCBI's taxonomy places the organism in Eukaryota, Metazoa, Arthropoda, Insecta, Coleoptera, Tenebrionidae. The coding region runs from base 74 to 1666 and encodes 530 amino acids. Gene Ontology annotation, molecular function: serine-type endopeptidase activity. Gene Ontology annotation, biological process: proteolysis. The transcript has 11 exons. The record is from RefSeq and is a predicted model, not a curated record.